AUGACGAUAUGUACUUACAACGCACGUACGCUUGCAUCGGAAGCGGCUAUCGAAGAUCUGAUGAUGCAAGCUAAGAAGAUCAAGUACGACGUCGGAGUCGUCGGACUGACCGAGACGAGACGUCAUCCUCUCAACGCCGCAUAUAAAACUGGAGAGGAACUGUUCUUAGGAACAUGCGACAGUAGAGGAGUUGGUGGAGUUGGCGUCGAGUAUGGCAAAGAACAUCGACUCUUUCGAACAACUUACCCGAUUCGGACGUCUGCGGAUGAGAAGAUGUAG
Necator americanus (New World hookworm) is the source of this 279-nucleotide messenger RNA. RefSeq lists its product as uncharacterized. The record is from RefSeq and is a predicted model, not a curated record. Bases 1 to 279 code for a protein of 92 amino acids. NCBI's taxonomy places the organism in Eukaryota, Metazoa, Nematoda, Chromadorea, Rhabditida, Ancylostomatidae. The transcript has a single exon.